Ciona intestinalis (vase tunicate) is the source of this 2492-nucleotide messenger RNA. The record is from RefSeq and is a predicted model, not a curated record. NCBI's taxonomy places the organism in Eukaryota, Metazoa, Chordata, Ascidiacea, Phlebobranchia, Cionidae.
UCUUGUUUAUAAAGACAAAACAUCGUGUAUUUAUUAAAUUUCAUCUGAAUUAAAUUCGUUUUUAGCUACCUAUUUAACAAAGAAACUGUUGUAUAAUCAACGGCAUAAGUUCCGUGAAAAUCUAAUCUUUUUAUUUCCAAAUACUCACCGGAAAAAUGUUUCGUUCAAAAUCUAACUUUGAAAAAGUCUUCGAGAAAGCUACAAGCAACCUUCUAUUAGAACCUGACCUGGACAGUAUGCUUCAAUUAUGUGAUAUGAUUAGAGGGGGCGAUGUUAAAGUUAGAGAAGCUGCAGCAUUGAUUAAGAUGAGAGUGAUUGAAGAACCAAACCCUCAUGUUCAACUAUUCGCUAUUCAUGUGAUGGACACAGUGAUGAAGAAUUGUGGAGAUGAAAUUCAUAAAUGCAUCAUUACUGAGAGUUAUUUGGAAAAGUUGAAAGAUCUUGUUAAGACAACAAAAGCUGAAACAAUAAAGACAAAGUUACUGGACAUGAUACAAGCAUGGGGUGUUGGCUUCAAACAAAGCAAGGAUUACAAAAUAUCAGCCGAUCUUUACAAUAUUAUGAAAGCUGAAGGUUACAAGUUUCCACCAAUGACAGACACCGCUGAUAUGUUUAAAUCAGAAAAGGCACCAACCUGGAGUGAUGGAGAUGAAUGUAUGAAGUGUAAAGCUGAGUUUGGUGUGAUUCAACGCAAGCAUCACUGUCGAGCAUGCGGGGGUGUCUUCUGCAGCAAAUGUACGAGCAAACAAGCGAUUAUUCCCAAGUUUGGAAUUGAGAAGGAAGUCCGUGUGUGUGAUAGUUGUUAUGAUAGCUUGACCAAGAAAAGUAAAUCUGGUUCAGCAGAUGAUGAAUUACCAGCUGAAUAUCUUAACAGUUCGCUGGCUAAACAAAGUCAGGAGCCUCCACCUCGAGAUGAAGCUGCAUUGAAGGAAGAGGAAGAAUUACAACUCGCUCUCGCGUUAUCCAUGGAUGAACAAACCAACAGGGAUCGAAUCAGGAGCGAACAGAUCAACAACAGUGUGUAUGGGAGUGUUGUUAAACCUUCAACACCACCUGCCCAACCCCAUGUUGUGGAUGCAGAAGUGGAUCCUGAUCUUGCUCGUUACCUCAAUCGAUCAGCGUGGGAGAAGAAGAAGAGUGAACAGGAUAAACAGAAACGGAACAACAAAAGCAAUGAGAAGGUUACCACCACCACCACCACUACUACCAGUAAUAAGGUUAUAGAAGAUACUGAUGUUGUUGUUGUUAGUGAAGAAAGUAAAGUGGAAGUUCAAAAACAAGAAGAGAGUUUACAGAAUGGAGGGGUGAAUGAUAACGAGGAAUUUCUCAACAAUCUUCGAACCAGUGUUGAGAUAUUCACCAACCGAAUGCGAUCGAAUAAAAUGCGAGGACGAUCGAUAGCGAAUGAUUCAGCUGUACAAGGAUUGUUUCAAAGCAUCAACAACAUGCAUCCAUUGCUUAUGAAGACAAUGAAUGAAUUGGAAGAAAAAAGAUUGCAACAAGAAGCAUUGCAAGAUAAGUUGGUUCAAUUACGCGAUGCACGAGCUGCGUUGGAUGCCUUGCGGGCCGACCACGCACGUAAGGUCAGACAAGCUGCUGAGGAAGCUGAGAGACAACGCCAGAUACAAAUGGCUCAUAAACUUGAACUUAUGAGACAGAAGAAACAGGAAUACCUCGCAUACCAAAGGCAGAUGGCAUUACAAAGAAUGGAAGAACAAGAAGCAGCACGCCACGCUAGGUUGGAACAACAUAAACAAUUCAUUCAACAGCGAGCCAUGCAACCAUCUAUGUUAGUCGCCGGGUAUAAUACACAGCAACUACCACAACAACCUGAAGCUGUACCAGAAUUCAACCAAGGUGGAGGUGGUUACAUGUAUUCUAAUUAUCCACAACAUACAAACCAACAACAUUAUCAACAAAACAUGAGUCAGCCAUACGUUGCACAACAACUACCAAACAACUAUCAACAUCAACAAAUGCCGUAUCAACAAAAUCAAGCUUAUGAUCAACAAACUUAUCAACAGGUGGAUAGUAACCAUGGCAACCAACAAUUAGACACAUACAACAUGACAACAAUGGCUGGCACUUUACCCAACCCUAACAUGACAGGUGGAAUACCACAACAACAGCAGGUGAUCGCAACAGCUCCACCACAAACACCACAACCAACAAAUCAACAGAUGACGUAUUCGUUACCGCACGAUCAACAACAAUUCUAUCAACAACAACAACCACAACAGCAACAGCAACAACAACAACCACAGGAUGUAGGAAACGAACGUAACCAAAAUUUGUUGAUAUCGUUUGACUAAUGCUUGGUGCAAUAUAUAUAUACAUGGUGUGUUUGCAUAUAGUAUGUGUUGUAAUCAUUGUAAAUGUAAUCAAUGUGUGUUUAUGUAAAGUAUAUAUGGUCUCAAAGUCAUGGUCCCAGUGUGAUAAAAGCAAUUGGUUAUAUUUCUCAUCAAUUAUUAAAGGUAUCACUGAAAAUAUCA